AUGCCGAACAACGUCCUGGUGUCGCUGGAGUUGGAACAGCGCCAGAACGAUGAGCUCAAUUCUAUAGCCUCCAUAUACGGAGACAUGUUCCACGACAUUACGCCUAAGGGCUUGGUGUGGAACAAGAAACCGUGUCCCCAUUUCCAAAUCAACAUUGAGUCACAUGUAAACCCAGAUCGACCAGUGCUAUCUAUGACACUAGACAUAGAGUUCACUCAGACAUAUCCGCUAUCGCCGCCGCUUGUCAAGAUUUUGCAUCCGAAGAAUAUCCUCAACAAAAAACUUCUGGUUAUAGAAUGCAAAAUCAAGGAGCUUAUCAAAGAGUAUCCGGAGGAAGAAGUUCUGUUCACGAUUAUCUCAGAAGUGAUUAUUCUCUGCGACGAAUUCCAGCUGACGGCGGAAAAGGUACUAUCCCUCGAAGAAGAGAGUGCGCUCAGGCUCAAAAAUAAGAAAAUCGAGCUCGAGAAACAAGAAGCCAAACGUAAAGCUGAACAGGAGUUGGCCCGAAAGAAACAAAACGAAGAACUCAACCAGCAAAUCAAACUCAUCAGGGGUGAAUACUAUGACUCCAACUCCAUUACGGUGCCAACAGACCAGAAAGAACAAGACCUCAUACCUUCCAACGAUAAAGACCAGUAUUUCAUAUUUGAAAAUGCAAUUGUAGGCGAGUUCCCGGCAGCCUCCAGAACAAAACUUAAGUUCAAGUUCAAAGCAGUGCUGGGAUUCAUAAAAUACGGCAAAAGAGACUUGUUAUCUACAGCUGGAAACCAGUAUAUAGUCAAGCCAUAUCUUACGCCUGAUCUUCAAACGAAAAUCGAUGCUAAAGGUACGGAAUUAUCGUACUUGUUAACUGAAAUAAAGUUGGAAAACCCCUACUGGAACUCAGAACAAGGCAAAGAUGAAAUCCGUGAUCUCGAGCACGAGUUACAAAUGAUCAGAGACAUCAGCAACGAUAACAUCAUUAAAUUGUAUGGGUUUCAGUUCGAUAAGUGCACUGGAGGCUGGAAAUUGAGAUUGUUAACUGAGUUCUCCUCUGCAAGUGAAUCUCUUCACGAUAUCCUUCCAACGGCUGAAUUUAUCAAUUGGGCUCUUGCAAGAGCAUGGCUCAUUCAGAUUCUUCCAGCGUUGGAAAGUUUGCACAACUUGGGCUUCAUACACAAGCUGUUGUGUCCUUUGACUAUUUUGGUUGUUCAACAACCAGAUUCCAGCCAUGCCAAAGUGCUCAAACUCAGUCACCCUUCUUAUGGCUACAAGAUUUUGAAGAUGUUGAAUUCGCACCCUAAUGAUCCUACCAAUAAUCUUAUGGACUUCUACCAGAUCAUAAUUCCUGAAAACUGGAUAGCUCCAGAAUUGAAGCACUCUGGAGUCCACAAUCAAAGAACUGAUGUUUGGGAUUUGGGAGUACUUUUCAUCAGAGUGAUGAUCAGUUAUAAUGCAUUGAAGACAACAUUCCACACUCCAGAAGAAUUCCACGACAAGUUCUCAGACGACGACUAUCCUGGUGCUGAAGUGUUCGCUUCACUGGUGUAUGAUAUGCUUUCCAAGAUGAUACAGCCAAAAAUGUCAAAAAGACCUACUCCGUUGGAAUUAAAUGCCGUCAAGUUUUUGAGAGAUGGCCCUGUAGUAACUAUAUCUCAUCCCUUUAUUGGUAACACGUCUAUGAAGUACAAUUUGCUGACAAAUAACCAGUCCAUUAGUAAAAGAAUGCCCGGUCAUGCCAAAAGAAGAUUUUCCAAUACUCAUGGUGAACUGCUUCUGGGAUCCUUUAUGAAGUCGGGAACUCAAAGAAACAUUGGACGCUAUGAAAGGGACUUUGAAGAAAUUGGAAAGCUUGGUAAGGGAGGGUUUGGUGAAGUUGUCAAGGCCAGAAACAGAUUGGAAGGUACAUUUUACGCCAUUAAGAAAAUUAAGCACAAAUCCAGUAAAUUGGACUCAUUAUUGAGUGAAGUUCUCUCCCUUGCCAGACUCAAUCACCAGUACAUUGUUAGAUAUUAUGGGACUUGGGUUGAAGAACUUCCUGAUUCGACCAAUGCCUCUUCUGUUGUUACCGAUGAUGGGACGAAAAGCGGUGAUGAUGUGGCUUCAGAAAGUGAAACAGAAGAUGACUUUGAAAGUCCACUUAACGCCAGAUCUACUUCCUUUUUGCUAGCAGAUAAUUCGUUCCAAGUAGAUUAUAUGUCAAAUUCAUUUGAUCCUGGUAUUGAAUUCGGGUAUUCAAGUGAUGAAGAAGACGAUUUGGAUGAUCGAAUUGAGUUUGCCAAUUCCACAGAGGAACUGACUGACAAUGCCUUAGUAACUGAAAGUGAAGAUGAAGAUUCACUAGAUUUAAGUAAACAUGAGAUAAAGAUCAAAGUGGAUGUCCUUCCUAAGUUGGCAGAGCAAACGAAGUCAAUAUUAUAUAUUCAAAUGGAGUUCUGUGAGAACAACACAUUGCUCAACUUGAUAGAUCAAGGUUUGCCCGGUAAUUCCAAUGAGUACUGGAGGCUUUUCCGUCAGUUGCUUGAAGCAGUAUCGUAUAUUCACCGAGAAGGUUUCAUCCAUAGAGACUUGAAACCUACCAAUAUCUUUAUUGACAGAUCUAAUAACGUCAAGGUCGGAGAUUUCGGUUUGGCAAAGAAUUCUCAAUUCUCAUCUAUUGUACUGACAAACAAUCAGGUCACAUCUAAUUCCAAGAAUGGAGAUUUAUCCACUGUGGUUGGUACUCUUUUCUAUACUGCUAAUGAAGUCGCAACUGGUUCAUAUGAUGAAAAGGUGGAUAUGUAUUCUUUGGGUAUCAUUUUCUUUGAGAUGUGCUAUCCUUUGGCAACGGGAAUGGAAAGAGCCAGAACUUUGAAUGACUUGAGAUUGGUUUCGGUUGAAUUUCCUUCUAACUUUGUCGAUCUGAAAUACAAGACUGAAAAGAAGAUUAUCCGGUUGCUUCUUGAUCACGAUCCUAAGUUGCGUAUUGGAGCUGCUGAAUUGUUGCAGAGUGGACUUUUGCCAGUUGAACAUCAGGAUGUAGUUAUCAAAGAGGCAUUGAAAUCGUUGGCAGAUCCUGCUUCCCCUUGGCAACAACAAGUACGUGAGACCUUAUUCAACCAACCUUAUCUGUUAGCAAGAGACUUGAUGUUUGAUUCGUCCAACAAAGUUUCUCAUUUCCAUAACUUGGAAGGCUCUGCUAGCGAUUACUUGAUCUUCAACCGAAUCAUCUUGGAAAUGUACCGAAUCUUCAGAAGACACGGAGCAAUAGAAGAUUUCAAUGCCAAUGUUUUAGCACCCAAGGCACCCUUCCAAUCACGAGAUCUAGUAUAUGAGGUCUUGGAUAAGAAUGGAUCAGUUUUGACCUUGCCAUAUGAUCUAACCCUUACUACAGCUAGAAUUUUAAGUAAGGCUGAUAUGUCCAUAUCGAAAACAUAUAGACACGAUUUUGUCUACAGACCCAACGUUAGAGGUACUGGAGUCCCAGACAAGUACAGUGCGGUCAAAUUUGAUAUAACUUCCCAUGACGCUUCAAGCAGAAUUGUUAACGAUGCGGAAUGCCUAAAAGUAGUAGAUGAGAUCAUUCAAGCUUUUCCUUGUUUCCAUGCAAAAAGCUCGUCAGCCAUCAUUGUCGUGAACCACAACGAUAUUUUGGAAGCUGUGACUACGUUUGCUUUUGGAAGUGUUCGUAUAGACGACAAGAAAAGACUAGAGGUAUUUGGAAUUCUUUCACAGCUUGGAUUAGAUAAGGAUGCGGAUGAAAUUAAGCGUUACCUCCGUGAGGAUCUUAAGGUUCCACAUACUGUUACUUACGAUUUGGUAGAUGGAUUUGAUUUUACUUUGGAAGUCGAUAAGGCUCGCCAAAAGUUUCAAAAGAUCAUGAAAGACUCUCCAUUAUUGGGCAAGAUUGAAAGGGCUCUCCAAUAUCUUCUUGAUGUUGUUGCCGUUCUCAAGAAGUUUGGCGUGAAAAGUCCUGUCUACUUUAAUCCUCUUAGCAAUUACAACAGCAAAUACUAUUCGCAUGGCAUUUUGUUCCAGGGAAUAUUCAAGAUCGAGAAGAACAGAAGAUAUUCACGUAUUGUAACAGGUGGAAGAUAUGAUUCCUUGAUUGCAUCAUUUGUGAAUAAAGAUAUUGCAAAGUCCAAUACUCCUUUUGCUGUUGGUUUCACAUUAACUACUACUUUCACUUUUGUUCUAAUGAAGAAACUUUUACAUCGCAAGGUCAAGAACCAGGAGUUCAAUCAUCAGAAGUGGAGAGGUGUAAGAUGUGAUGUUAUUAUUACGUCUCCCAGCGCUGCAUACAUGGACCAGUCUAUCUAUGAAAUAGCAAAAGAGUUGUGGGCCCACAACAUAAACUGCGAUACAUUUGUUUUCUCUUCUCAAGAAGAGCUUUCUCAUAAAGUUCAGACUGAUGGAGCCAAUUGGAUAGUUGUAACUAAACAACCAAAUACUCUCCAAAAGCGUAAUAGAAAUUUCAAACCUUUGAGAGUAAAGACUUUGCACCCUAACAAAGAGGUCGAUUUGGGGUACGAUGAGCUUGUUGAUUAUCUUGAGUCGGAGAUCGAAGAACGGAACACUGAAUUUGAGGUUGAAUGCGGAGACAACAGUAAUGAUCAUGGUAAGGCACCUGAAGAUAACAAUAAUCAUAUGGAGUCAGACACUUCUCACCAUGAGCUCAACCCUUUGUUUUCGGUUGAUAUUGAACAGAAAGCUAUUGUUGUUCCCAACGAAGCUCCCAGAGGUAGAAAGAAUAACAAGAGAGAAAAGUGGGAGUUGGAAAAUGACUCGAAGAUAGCUUCAGCCCAGGCACUCAAGGAUUUGGCGACUUCACCUGUUAUCACGGUAGAUGCCAGAGAUGAGGUUCUUGACAUGAUAGCUAUCACUUCGAUUCUGCAACAGGAAGAAUGGUUGAGAAAGGUAAUAUUUUCCAAUUUGCCUCGUAGUUAUGCUAUUAACAUCCACAAUUCGUUAUCAAAAGAGGCCAGUAAGGGCCACAGAUGGGCCGUAAUAUACUCUCCCAAAACACAGAAGACGAACAUCGUUGAUUUGCAACGAUGA
Molecule: messenger RNA, 5016 nt
Organism: Scheffersomyces stipitis CBS 6054
Lineage: Eukaryota; Fungi; Ascomycota; Pichiomycetes; Serinales; Debaryomycetaceae
Gene: GCN2
Product: serine/threonine-protein kinase
Exons: 4
Coding region: 1-5016 (1671 amino acids)
Biological process (GO): regulation of translational initiation by eIF2 alpha phosphorylation; DNA damage checkpoint signaling
Molecular function (GO): protein binding; ATP binding; eukaryotic translation initiation factor 2alpha kinase activity
Source: RefSeq, a predicted model, not a curated record